Nematostella vectensis (starlet sea anemone) is the source of this 2821-nucleotide messenger RNA. RefSeq lists its product as uncharacterized. Gene Ontology annotation, cellular component: membrane. The transcript has 4 exons. Gene Ontology annotation, molecular function: G protein-coupled receptor activity. Lineage: Eukaryota; Metazoa; Cnidaria; Anthozoa; Actiniaria; Edwardsiidae. Gene Ontology annotation, biological process: G protein-coupled receptor signaling pathway. The record is from RefSeq and is a predicted model, not a curated record. Bases 67 to 2508 code for a protein of 813 amino acids.
CACAAUCUGUUGCCAUUUCAUUCAGACUAGAGCGUUGAAUGUAAUGCUGCACGCUUGAGCAACGCAAUGAAUAAUUCUUUGCACGGCACAUUGAAUAGUACUUUUAUCGGCAACUUGACCACCACCGCUCCUACCACUGCAGCACAGACAAAACAAGAUGUGACGAUGAGGGUGGUGUUUGGCAUUAUUGCAGGGCUUUCAUUUUUUGGCAACCUUCUCCUAUGUGUGACAAUUGUUCGUAAGCGGUCAAUGUUGAAAAAAGCCUACAAUGUGCUUAUACUCAACCUCGCCGUAACAGAUAUGCUCUCAGGAAUCUUCAUAGUUGCUACUCCAGACUACCUUAUCGACCGAAAAACAUUUCCCUACCCGCCAGGCCUUGCGGGCGAGAUCUACUGCCGUCUGAUUGGCUCAACCUACAUUCUGUUCAUCUUCGGGAAGGCGUCCACGUCCACUAUCAUGUGUUUGGCAAUCGACCGCUGGUACUCCAUCGUGAAACCCAUCCAAUACAAAACUACGUUCAGUAAGAAGCGACUGUACACUUACAUAGCGCUGAUCUGGGCGCUUAGCUGCAUCACACAGAUGAAUGAACUCUUCAUUGCUACCGUGGAGGAAGGCUUGUGUACGUUUGUAACACCACCUUACGGCGCCAAAGUCGAACGUUUCCUCAUUCUCGCUCACGUGGUCUUAACGUUCUACAUUCCAAGCAUUAUCACGUGGGUGUCAUUUGCGCAUAUUUUGUACCACCUGCGACGCCGAACGGUACAGCGUCACGUGAACAACACCAAGGCAAUGCACCGGCUACUGCGCAUGUGCGCCCUGGCGGCUUUUUUCCUCUCCAUCUGCUGGCUCCCAACAGAGACGUUCUUCAUCUUGUACAAGUUUGAAGCUUAUAAGCUCGACUUUACCGCGAGACUUGUGUUCGGUGUUCUUGCCAUGGCAAACUCUUGUUUGAAUCCUUUUCUUUACUGCCUCACCAAUAAAGAAUACCGGAGAGAGUUUACGAAGCUGUUGUGUUGUAAGUCGGCUAUCGAGGAUAACUCUGAUUCCCGGAUUCGCGGGAUUGGAUUUUCGUUCACAAACACGGUUAUUCUUGAUCGUGAGGCCUCGUCUAGCCGAUAUGAGAUGAGACGGAUGUCGUCUUUCCCGUCGGUUUUCUCGACCACUUCAACAUCACCCACAUUAAGAAGGUAUUCAAUAAAAGCAGAUGAUUACGAGAUGACUGAGGUUUCCGCCUGGACUGUGUUGAACGAGAGUAAUUCCAACUCGACGUCGGGAGAGAUGGCGCGCGAAGGGGUGUUCGCGCACAUUGCGUUUGGCAUUAUCACCUCCCUCUCGCUGGUUGGAAAUAUACUCAUUUGUGUCGUGGUAUUGAGAAGAAGAAGACUGCUCAGGAAACCGUACAACAUUCUAAUCCUGAACUUAGCCAUAACUGAUCUUCUAACAGGGAUUUUCCUUGCCAUUACACCAGACUUCCUUAUCCCUGAGCGCUUCUUCUUGGUCUCUGUUAGCCUGGCCGGCGAGGUGUUCUGCCGCCUGAUCGCUUCCACUUACGCGCUCUUCAUCUUCUGCAAGGCUUCCACGCUGACAGUGAUGUGUAUGGCUAUCGAGCGAUGGUAUGCGGUCGUCAGGCCUGUCCAAUACAAAGUCACUUUCCAGACACGGCGCGUCUGCAUGUACAUUGCUACUGUCUGGCUCUUUAGCUGUGCAACUCAGAUAAACGAACUUUUCCAGACAAAAGUGCGAGAUAGUCGGUGCAUACUAGCAGUGCCGCCGUACGGUGCCCAGAUCGCGCGCAUUCUGACAGUCGUGCAUAUUGGCAUUACAUUUUUCCUACCCGUUCUCGUUACUUGGGUAACCUUUGCGCAUGUGUGCUCAAGUAUGGGGAAAAGCCGUGUAAGCUUUCAGUCGCACAACAAAGGGAACAGCGCGUAUUACGUCACUAAGAAGCGUCUCGUGCGCAUGUGCGCCAUGACAGCUCUGCUGCUUACACUGUGCUGGUUUCCGGCGGAAGUGUUUUUUAUUCUGCGUCAGUUUGACAUCUUAGUGUUGCCCCACGGGUUCUAUCAGUUCACUGAUGUGCUGGCUAUGUUUAACUCGUGCGUCAAUCCCGCCAUCUACUGUCUGAGUAACCAGGAAUACCGCCGGGACUUCUUGGAUUUGUUUCGUCGUGAUCGCGUAGAGAUGAUUCCCUCAUGCAGAAAAACGACACUGACUCUAUCUCCGGAUGAUACAAGACAUCGAAGGGCGACCUUUACGCAGUCUCCGGAUGAUAACAGACAUCGCAGGGCGACGCUUCUGUCUGUAGAUGAUAACAGACAUAGAAGGGCGACCUUCACGCAGUCUCCGGAUGAUAACAGACAUAGAAGGGCGACCUUUACGCAGUCUCCGGAUGAUAACAGACAUAGCAGGGCGACGCUUCUGUCCGUAGAUGAUGACAGACAUCGUCGGUCUGCGGCGGUGAUUUGCCAAUCUCAUUGUUUGUCUAUCGAUAAAAAGGGAGGCCCAUGAAACAGGAUCACUCUGUUAUUGGGGAUAUGAGGCUAUGAGGCAUGAUCCCCGGGGUAUUGAAGAUACUAAAGACAAUAGACGCCUUGGAACACCAGGAACACCUCAGUCUAUCAGACAGAGAAGGUAAUCCGUCAGGAAGAAAACGGUUCUCUGGUGAUCUGGAAAAUGCAUAACCCUGUCCCAUCUGAGGAAAUGUGUAAUCCUUAGGUAAUAGACAAUAAUAGAGAUACGUCUUUAAUCACAGAGUCAAUUAUAUCACAUAAAUCAUGUAAGCACAUAAUAAAGUUGAAUAAAUAAUAUAUGUAUUACUGAA